UGGCAAUGCAAGAAAGAGAAGCUUGGCUCAAUUUCUUGUUUUGUUUUAUCAAUUUCCCCUUAUUGGGGUAUGGAUUCCAAAGUGGUGAGGUGGGGUCCACCGGUGUCUGUCUGGUGGGUUUGGAGGCACUGCACACUCUUUCAUGCCCCAUCGCUGCCUCUUUUCUAGACCAAGCCGUGUUAGGACCACACCGUGACACCUCUUUAAGAACCCCUUCUAACACCAUUUCUAAACCAACUCUCUCACACAACACAACUUACAACUUCAUCAAACUUAACCUUAUUACAACCUCAAGAGAAGGAAAAUAACUGAAAGAAAUGAAGAUGGAAAGUUCUUCCAUGGCAGGAUCAAAGAGAAGGAUAUCAUCAAACAGAGGACUCGGAGGAGCCCUCAGAGAGCAAAGGGCCAGGCUAUACAUUAUAAGAAGAUGUGUUGUCAUGCUGCUUUGUUGGCAUGACUAGUUUUUCAAGCAUGCUUUUCUUUCCAUGGAAAUGGAAGAAUGCUUCUUUCAAUGUUUCAUUUCUUUUCUUCUUUUUCUUUCUCCUUUUGAUUCAUCAUGGUGGAGUGUAAAUAGAAUCGGCGAGAUAUCAUGGGAGAGAGUAUAACAAGUUUUGUACUAUGGGUCGCUGGCCUUCAUGGCUGGGCUAUAUGUGUAUAUCGGAAUAGCAUGGAUUAUAAUGAAAGCUAUGUCAACAAAUAAUGUGUCCUAAAUCCAUCUUACUCUAUAUAUGUUCUUUUCAUUGAUUAAUUAACUUGGAAUAGCCAUUAAAU
Vigna umbellata (rice bean) is the source of this 771-nucleotide messenger RNA. Its product is annotated as small polypeptide DEVIL 6-like. The record is from RefSeq and is a predicted model, not a curated record. Lineage: Eukaryota; Viridiplantae; Streptophyta; Magnoliopsida; Fabales; Fabaceae. Gene Ontology annotation, biological process: negative regulation of cell population proliferation.